Messenger RNA from Lingula anatina, 1816 nucleotides. Its product is annotated as target of EGR1 protein 1. NCBI's taxonomy places the organism in Eukaryota, Metazoa, Brachiopoda, Lingulata, Lingulida, Lingulidae. Gene Ontology annotation, cellular component: Cajal body. Gene Ontology annotation, biological process: snRNA 3'-end processing. Gene Ontology annotation, molecular function: 3'-5'-RNA exonuclease activity; metal ion binding; snRNA binding. The record is from RefSeq and is a predicted model, not a curated record.
ACGUCAAUCCAAGAUGUCUGCGCCCAUGAACUGCGUGGGUUAAUACCAGUACAGCGAGUGCAUUCGAUUGGCGUUUUUUUUUUCGUUUUGGCACUAUUAUUUUAUGGGGGCAUUUUAAACUAGAGCUUGAUGUUUUUUACGCGGUAGCCUGAUUGUGAUAGCUUAAAUUUAGCCUGCAAUGGCGGACUUAAGUAACGUUCCAGUCAUCGAUAUCCACGAUGACAACUUUGAAGAAAUGUGGCCGUCCGUGGUGCUGGCUCUCAGGACGUCCACAUUAGUUGCACUGGAUUUGGAACUGAGUGGACUUGGUAAUAGGAAGAUGUUGACAGCUAAGUCAAUAGAUGAUCGAUAUUCUGCAUUGAGAGAAGUGGCUAGGACCAGAUCUGUACUCUCUGUAGGCAUAUCGUGCUUCAAACAGCAGCCAAGUAAUGACCUCCAAGUGACUUUUUUUGUACAAACUUACAAUAUCACACUGCUGUGCAGCGAAGAUUAUGUGGUGGAGCCAUCUAGUGUGCAGUUUCUAGUGGACCAUGGGUUUGACUUCAACAAACAGUAUUCUUUGGGUGUCUCAUACUAUAGGGGGAAUGAUAGGGCAGGAGACACAAAACUGAGGACAGUCAGGCAGCUGAUAUCAGAGCUGAUACUGAGCAGAGUUCCCAUCGCUUUCCACAAUGGAAUGGUAGACUUGAUCUAUCUCUAUCACAGCUUUUAUGCAGAACUUCCUUCAAAGCUGUCCACUUUUCUCGCAGAUCUCUCAGAGGUCUUCCCAGCAGGCAUCUACGACACAAAAUACAUCACCGAGUUCUCAGCCAGGCUGCAGGCAUCCUUCUUGGAAUAUGCUUUUAGAAAAUGCCAAAGAGACAAUGCAUUCAGUGCUUCAAAAGAAGAGAAUUAUGUACACCUCCAGUUUCCGUCCUACCCCUCCUCCUUUCAAAAUGUGAAACACAAGUAUAUUGGACUACCGGGUUUCAAAUCUGUUUGGACAUCAGAAGAGAAGAGAAAACAUGCAUCCAGUAUUUGUCAAGUCUUUGCAGCUCAUGGUUGGUGUCCUUCACUGAGAAAAUGUCAGAAAUCCCACAACAUUGACUUAAUACUGGACUGUGAGGAAGAAAGGCGAGGGAAAAAGAGAAGAAGAAAAAGGCAGAAAGGUCAAGCUGCUUCCAUGGAAGCUGAGAGACAUACAGAUGACUGUGAUCAAAGUGAUGCAAACAGUGCAGAUGUUGACAUGGAGUCAAGCCAUGUUCUAUCCAAAUGCACCAAAUCCCAGAAAGAUGGAGAAUUUCAUAAUGCAAAUGAAGCUGUGAAGCAAAUUCACUCCAGUUCUGUUCAUAAUAAAGAUACUUUACCAUCUUCUAAACAAGAUAGCCCAAGUAGCCUGACUGCCAGUCAUUUAGAAGGUGGAACUCCUUUAAGCCAAUCACAGUCCAACUCAGGUGGACACAGGGCUGGAUUUGAUGCCUUUAUGACUGGUUUUGUGCUAGCAAAAUAUGUUGUCCAGUAUGGCAAUACUUUACAUACUGAUGAAGUUUACAAGAUUGGUAAUUUUGGGAUGGACAGUUUUGCAAAUAAGCUGCCACUUAGUGGUAAAGACAUUCCUUUACAGGUUACAAAGAGUUCUUUUGCAAAGACAUCCAAAAACCAUCAACAGAAAAUGGAACUUUUGCAGAAACACAAGGAGAGUACCACUUGAGCAGUUAGUUUGAAUACAGGAAUGUUUUAAUUCAAAAUUUUAAUUGACCAGUAUAUUAGACUUUAUCUAUAUAUGAGCAUAAACUUUUGAUUCACCAGCCUUUUAAUAAAUAUCAAGUUGAGUUGA